Ixodes scapularis (black-legged tick) is the source of this 500-nucleotide messenger RNA. RefSeq names its product centromere protein X. Gene Ontology annotation, biological process: DNA repair; replication fork processing; kinetochore assembly. The record is from RefSeq and is a predicted model, not a curated record. Bases 30 to 371 code for a protein of 113 amino acids. The transcript has 6 exons. Gene Ontology annotation, cellular component: FANCM-MHF complex; Fanconi anaemia nuclear complex. NCBI's taxonomy places the organism in Eukaryota, Metazoa, Arthropoda, Arachnida, Ixodida, Ixodidae.
UAUGUGCCGUUGCUGUGGCAACUGGAAACAUGGCCGACGACGCCGACGCGAAGGCGGGAUCAUCGAUGGAUAGACACAAGGAAAUCGGCGUAAAAAUGACAGAAGAAGAGGCCGUCAAAGAUAUAGAGCCCCUCUACGAUACUCCAACUUUCAAAACGAAAACGAUUCAGGAGUUGAUGUUGAUGGGUUUCCAAGACGAGAAGACAAAAAUGAAUGCACAAGCCCUCAAACUCACAUGCGAAAUCCUUAGGCUUCUGGCUCAUGAGGGUGCCGCAAGGGCAGCCAUGCAAGCAAAGCUGCAGGGGGACCGUGAGGUUACCCUGGAGCACCUGGAGAAAAUUUUGCCACAGUUGAUGCUGGACUUUCCUUGAACAGGUCCACCCGAAUCAUGCCGAGGGCCUGAUGAAUGAGAUAUCUAGGAGUUCAUGUAUGCAUAGUUUUAAGUAAAACAAGUUUUCUUUUAGUCGAAUAAACGAUGCAAUAUUUUUGCAGGCGCAUAA